This is a messenger RNA of Epinephelus lanceolatus (giant grouper), 4683 nucleotides long. RefSeq lists its product as uncharacterized. Gene Ontology annotation, biological process: negative regulation of nodal signaling pathway. The record is from RefSeq and is a predicted model, not a curated record. NCBI's taxonomy places the organism in Eukaryota, Metazoa, Chordata, Actinopteri, Perciformes, Serranidae. Gene Ontology annotation, cellular component: cytoplasm.
UUGGGGACGCAGCGUACAGGAGCACAGCACCAUGGUAACUCCACCGGACCGGGAAGCUCAUAAGUGACAUUUAAGAGAGAAAAAGGAUCGAGUCAACAGGAAAUGGAGACAUGGUUGGUUGAUGUUUCCUCGGUGUGCCGGUGGACUCAUUAAUUCAGUGCCAGUGCGCAGGGCCGCCUGAAGCUGUGGCUGCAUGGCACGUUAGAGAUGGUGAUUAUAUUUUCUUUAUCGCGUUAAUUCAAGCGGGUACUAUGCUGCUGUCGCUCCGCCGGACCUGUGUUGCUCUACCUGGAGCUGCACCUUAAGCCUGCUCGUUCCUCUCACCCGUUGCGCAGAGACUGAGCGGUGGUCAGCAGUGCGCCCCGGUUCCGCCUGCCCGGCACCCCGACGAGGAUGGCCGGCCGCCGCGGCUGCGUGAACUCGCUGUGGUCGGGCACCGAGCGCGUCCGCAUCGGAGAGCGCCUCAAAGCGACCCUCGCCGGGGUGAUGGAGCUGGAGCUGCUCAGGUGCAAACACCUGGAGAUGGUGGACGCCGCUCUAGAGGACCGAGCCGCUGAGGAGCCGCGGGCGGCAGAGGAGGAAGGGAGCGGGACCCCGGAGAGCGCCGCCUCGGAAGCGGAGCAUGGCUCUGCGACAUCCCGCAGGCAACAGGCUCCGUCUCCCUCAGACAUUGUGGUGUUGCCCUGUCAGAGCAGUCCAGAGGACUGUGGCAGUAAUUCAGGGGACGGGACGGUCCACUCCUCAUCUGGCAGGGGGAUUAACUCACGCUGGUCCACUCUGUCCUGGGAUGCUCCCUCUGACCUGCUGUCUCCCCCAACACCAGACCCCAGUGGUAUGGUCCAUCUGGACAGUGACUCCCGACCUAGUUCAGGUUUCUAUUCAGUGAGCGGGAGCUCUCUGUCGGACUCCUGCUACUCUGUGUCCAGUGAUGCUGCUCAGGGAGGAUCGGCGCCACUGGCCAGACCUCUGAAGCUGUGGGAGCAGCUUCCUCUGUCGACUGACAACACUGACAUCCUGUGGUCAGAGGCUGCAGUGCAGCAGCAGCAGCAGCAGCAGCCUGCACUGCAGAGCAGCCAGGAAGACGCUGAACCAACAGAAGAGACACCAGCUUCAGUCCAAAGUGACAUUGAAGGGACUGGUCUGAGCUUCCUGACAGACCUCUGCUCAGGACUUGGUGACUCCCUGAUUGCUUCCCUCCUCCAGCUUCUCGACGCCACCCCCUCUUCCUCCACUUCCACCUCCACCCUCCCUCAAAACCCCCAGCUGGACCCUCGCUACUGCACGGACCUGGUGUCCCGUCGGACCAAAGAGGUGUACCCCUUCCCCAGCCCCCUGCAUGCUGUCGCCCUCCAGAGCCCCCUCUUUACCUCCCAGAGCCAGGAGCAAUCAGCGUCUCCGAGCCCUGAGGGUCUCCAACUAGAUGAACCACAAGAAUCCAACACUGAUCCAACUCUGCCUCUCCACCCUCACCAGCCCCCUGCCCAAGCUUCUCUCACCCAGCUGGAGCAGUACAUCUCUCGACUGGCUCGCCAGUACCACAGUCGGGUAAACUCCUCCAUCUCCGAUCUCCCUUCAGCUGCCACCCCUGGUCAAGUCAGGCACAGAGGCCUUUGUACCCCUGGCAAAAGCCAUGGUUCCACCCAGUCCCUUUCUGCCUUUGAGAGCCGCAGUACACCCUCCACCCUGCCGGGGGGCAGCAUCACUCCCUGUAAGUCACUGCUGGGAAACUCUGCCAGAAUCAGCCUCAGCACCACCGGGAAAAAAGCCACUAGGAAUUCAAUCAACCUGGGUAACCUUCCUUCAGCAACCGGAGAGGACUUGAACAUAAACCUGCAUCUCAACCUCAACUUGAACCUGACUCCAGGUUUGAAUUCUAGCCAGGGACUGGCGGACAAUCCAAAAAAUGGCAGCUGUGGAGCUCUGAGGAGCGACUUCACUUCAGCUUCCACUGCUUCUGCUACAUCACUCUCCACCACUACACCCACCCCAGCACUUAGGGCUCGCCCUCGCAUUUCAACAUGUCCAAGCAGCCUGAGCCACCGCAGCUCCCUGGAGGUCACUUCAGCGUCUGGGCCCAGUCCUGGAUUCGGGUCCUCUAACUUCUGUCGUUCAUUAGACUGGAGCAGUGGUGCUCCACCUGAGACUGGACCGUCAGCGUUUGGUACAAAUUCUGGAUCGGCUCCUGGGUCUCAGCGCAGUAGCUUGAUCCAAGAGUCCAGCUCCAGUCCCAAGCUAAGCGAAGAUUCCCCCAUGGUGGGGGAGAUCUCCCGCCUCUCUGGCCUCUCUCGGGCUGUUGUGGUGGGACUGAUGGAACAAGGUGUGGAGCUGGAUAUUGACUGCUUCCAAACAGAUACUGCAGGUGAGGUGAGGGGUCACAGUAAAACCCACCUGACACCCCAGAUAGAUCAGUCGCAUGACUAUACUAGACUGACCGACCUGAAUCCCCAGAGACCAAUACAGCUGUCUCUUAGCGUCACCCAUUCACCCCAGUCUCAGUCCAGCCUCACCCCUCCUCUCUCACACUCCAGCAGCCCCAUACACCCUUAUCAGUCCAUCCAUAUUGCCCCUUCUCACUACUCCUCACACUGCCACUACCAGCAGACCUCUUCCCCAUCCGAUCUACCCUCUUCUACAGCCUCCUCCCCUGCCUCCCGCCCAACUGCCAGGGGUCGCUCCCCUCCCCGACCUCUCCAGCCAUCUCCUCUGGGUGCCACACCGCUUACUGUUUUCCGACGGGAUGCGCCCUUCCAGUGCUCCCUGCCUCGCACCAAUACAAGGAGCUCUCCUUUGGAGCACGGCGGCAUCCAACACAGGGGUGGAUCACUUCGGCAGAGUGGGGGAGGAAGUGGGGGUAGCGGUGGUUGGAAGAGGGCAGAGGGGGAGGGGCUUUAUAGAGGAAAGCACGCCUCCCACAAGUUGAUCCGGGCAGCCACAGUUAGCAGCUACGCCAAGAGAGAGGACUAUAGCUCCGUCUGGGCUGAGGAGCAGGAGAGGGAGCGGUCAGCAGCCCACACGCCCAAGAAGAACUCCAACAAGCUCUGGAGGGGCUUUGAGGGACGCCUUUGGAGCAAAGAGUCCGAAAGCGAAAGGGAGGAGAUGGACAGAGCGGAGUAUGGCUACGGAUGGAGGAGGAACAGUGUUGGGAGCUGGAGGAGAGAGCAUCGAAGGAUGAAGGCUUCAACCAGCAGUAACGACAAGAGGCCGAAAGUAGAGAACUCCCCCAUCUUCUCAAAGAAGAGAGGGAAGGAAGACGGAGAGAGACGAAGCACGAGCCUCAGGCUUUCCAGAAGGGCUUUGUUCAGGAGCGAGUCUCAAGGCCUGCUGGUGCCUCGUAACCACGGCGAGGAGCCCACAAGGCGGGCACACUGGGUCUCCUCGUUAGAUGUGGGGCAAGGUGGCCUCAGCAAAGACGAAGGCCUCAGACUGCUGAGAGCAAAGGAGGAAGACAAACGCCUGUCCUCCACCGCCAGCCUCUUUAACCUCUCUCGCUCUCAGAGCCUGGAGGGCAGCUGCCACUCCCUCUCCCCUCUCUCCUCCCCUUCCUUCUCUCCAUCUCCUCCUCCGCGGGCACCCCUCCAGCGCUCUCGAUCACUGAGGGACUUGGGGAGGAGAGUGUUUGGCUCCAUGAGGUCCCUGAGUCUCAAACGGAAGCCAUCCAAGAAGUGAAGCUUGUACAAUAAGUAAAUGCAUCUUCCAUGUGUUACGUUCAAAACACCAGUGACGGUUGGUAUUAUAUUUCAUGUAAAGGGAAGUGCCAUCAUUUUAAAGCAAUACUUCCUCCCCCAAAUGACCAUGUAUGUAUCAAUUCCUCACCCAGUGUUACACUAAAUUUGUGAAGCUUUUCUUUUCACAUGCCUACAGUGAAUAAAGAAUCCAAAAACAUUUAACAACAGCACAACUAUAGAUGGGUUUCCAUCAAACUUUAACCCGAUUUUUUUUAAAAAUUGGCAAAACAAAAUGUGAAUUUUUGCGUUUUUCUAUCCGCUACUAAAUACUGGAAGCUGGUUCGUUGAGGUUAGCAGAAGGUGGCACUAAUUGUCUGAUCAGGUGCCAUAAUACCACUGCAGAAGAAGAGUGUCAGUCGAACUUAAGACGAAAGAAAACAGUUGAUAUACUGUAUAUAUAAUAAAGGAGAGCACAUUGGACAAUGAAAAUAGAGUUUUGAACAGCUCAUAGUACAGCUAUGUGCUCCUGGAAGAGUUCUGGUAACUGUCCUGAGUACAUAAGGGUGUUAAAAGCCUCCAGCAAUAACAAGGACAGCUUGCAGUGGCCUAUGCCAUGAUAGUACGUCAUGACUGUGCAUCAUCAUUUAUUCACUUGGUCUGUUUCCACUGCACUUAGUUGCCUUUUCCUUUUACUGAUACACAAACUUUUCACCUCGUCCAAGCUUUUUGUGAGAUUUUUUAAAUAUUUACUUUUUCCACUCAUGUUGCAAAUUUAAAAUGCGCAUAAAAAGAGGCGGAUGGAAACACACCUUAUAUCAAAACAUCUAUUUAUAAACUGUCACACACGUUGUGCAGUAUAAUCCAAGUGUCAUUUAUCCAGUCGUAUGCUCAGUACUCUCUAAACAGACAGCCCUUCCUGAUGGGGAACUGAACUGAGAGUGAAACAUGUCUGUACUCUACAAAGCCAGACUCCAUUGACAAAAACAGUGAUUUUACCUCACUAAACACAGGAGUUGCU